Molecule: messenger RNA, 6321 nt
Organism: Amaranthus tricolor (Joseph's coat)
Lineage: Eukaryota; Viridiplantae; Streptophyta; Magnoliopsida; Caryophyllales; Amaranthaceae
Product: zinc finger CCCH domain-containing protein 44-like
Exons: 10
Coding region: 247-6072 (1941 amino acids)
Molecular function (GO): metal ion binding; DNA binding; protein binding
Source: RefSeq, a predicted model, not a curated record
GAGUGAAAAUGAAAAGAUUUUCACUUUAGUGUUGAGUCAUCAAUCCUUUCUCUGUCCACUUUGGUCGAACUCUGAACUUCCUACCUCGAAAACGACCCAAUACAACGCGCACCAUUCUCUCUCUUCCUGUACCGUCCCAUGUGCCGUUCAUCUUUCUCAUUUCCAUGGCGUCCUAGAUUAGGGUUUUUCAUCUGCUGAAUAAUUCAGCUCGAUCUCACUCUUUCCUAUCAAUUUCGACCGUCAUUAAUGGCGGAAGAACGAUUCACUAGAAUUUUGGUUCAAGCUUUAACUACCGUUGACAAAGGAGUGACUAAUCCCUCUUUGCGAAUUAUUGAUCGGACUCCAAUUGUUCAAAUACUUCCCGAUUCUGAGCUUGUUGAAGCUCCUCCCCAAGCCCCAAAGGCGGAAAUUGCUGCUGUAGGUAGGAAAAAGCGUGGACGACCUCCAAGGAAUCCUGGAGGAGUUUCGUCUCCUGCUGCUUGUUCUUCUCCAGCGACUGUGAAUAGUAAGAAGAUUAAGAAGGAAAAAGAAGAUGAAGAUGUUUGCUUUAUUUGCUUUGAUGGUGGAAACCUCGUGCUUUGUGACUAUCGGGAUUGCCCUAAGGCGUACCAUCCUGCUUGUGUUAAACGAGACGAGUCGUUCUUUCUGCCAAAUAUACGAUGGAAUUGUGGUUGGCAUUUAUGUAACUUCUGCCAGAGAAAUGCUCUCUUUAUGUGUUACACUUGCCCUUACUCUUUAUGCAAGAAAUGCGUCAAGCAAGCAGAUAUUUUGUGCGUCAGAGGGAACAAAGGUUUCUGUCGAACAUGCAUGACAACUAUUAUGCUAAUUGAAAAUAUCUCCCAGGGGACCAAGGAGCAGGUUCAAGUAGAUUUUGAUGAUACUACUAGUUGGGAAUACCUUUUUAAGGUAUACUGGAUCUAUCUGAAAGAGAAAGAAGCUCUAACUUUAGAUGAGCUAACUCGAGCUGCUAAUCCCUGGAAAGUAUGUGGGGUUGAAAAUAGUAACUUUCAGCAGAAAAGAACCGGGACGACCUCUAUCUCUAAUGUUUCAGAUGUAAGUAGUAGCAAUGUACAAUUAGAAACAAAUUCUUUAAAGAGAAGAAAGAUAAGAAAGCAGCCGCAGUUGCAGAAUCUGGAUUCACAAAACAUUGUGGAAUCAAAUGUAAAUAGGAAACAGUAUUUGCAUGCAGCUGAUGAUUGGGCGACCAAAGAACUUCUGGAAUUCGUUGCACAUAUGAAAAAUGGUGAAACAUCUGUUCUAUCUCAGUUUGAUGUUCAGGCUCUUCUACUGAAUUACAUAAAGAACAACAAUCUUCGUGAUCCUCGCCGGAAAUGUCAAAUUAUUUGUGAUAGAAGGUUGGAAAGUUUGUUUGGAAAGGAGCGUGUGGGUCAUUUCGAAAUGCUCAAGCUGCUUGAAUAUCACUUCAAAGAAGAAUCUCAUACCAAUGGUGUGAUUAGGGGUGCAGCUGUUGACCCUUUUACUGGACAGCUGGAGAAUGAUGAAUUUUGUGGAGAUACUCUGACUCUGAGUAGAGAAACUAGGCGGCAAACUCGUAGAAAGGUUGAAGAAAAAGACCUGAAGGUCAAACUGGAUAGUUAUGCAGCCAUUGAUGUCCAUAAUAUUAAUUUAAUUUACCUGAAGAGGAGUUUGUUGGAAAACAUAAUAGGAGACACAGAAAGUUUUCAUGAUAAAGUUGUAGGUUCAGUUGUUCGAAUUAGGAUAUCCAGCAAUGACCAAAAACAUGACAUGUAUCGCUUGGUGAGAAUCAUAGGUACAUGUAAGGGAGCUGAGCCCUCUAAAGCAGGUGAUAAGACUAGCAGUUUGAUGCUUAAGAUUUUAAAUUUGAACAAGAUAGAAGAUAUUGCAAUUGAUUCAAUUUCAGAUCAAGAGUUCUCUGAGGAUGAGUGCAGACGUUUACGGCAAAGUAUAAAGUUGGGUCUUGUUGAGAGGAUGACGGUGGGAGAAAUCCAGGAGAAAGCAAUGGCACUGCAGUCUGUGAGGGUUAAUGAUUUGCUUGAAACAGAGAUAAGGAGGCUUAAUCAUCUUAGGGACCGAGCUAGUGAGAUGGGGCAUCGUAAGGAGCUUAGAGAAUGCGUGGAGAAAAUAGAGCUUCUGAAGUCACCUGAAGAACGUUUACGUAGGAUUCAAGAAAUUCCAGAUGUGCAUGCUGAUCCAAAAAUGGAUCCUAGUUAUGGCUCUGAUGAUGAUUCUGGUGAGCCAGACAUUAAAAAACAAGAUGUGUUUGUGACGCCAAAAUACUCAACGUCCAGUGCAAAGGAUGUGAAGUUAAUUUCUCCUGUAAGAGCGAGGGAUAUGCUGAGAGACGACAGGACCAGGGUACAAAAAGUCUCCUUGGAAAAUGUAGAGCGCAACAGAAAGCCCUCUGCAAAAUUUCCUGCUAGGAAAGUUGAGAGUGUUACAAGAUCCUUUGAGCCCUCUCACAAAACUGAAAGACUUGAUGCUUUGAAAGCCCUGAAAGAGUUCAACAAUCGGGCAGAUCUGGGUGUUUCCGGUAAUUGUGGUAAUGUGAAAAUUGGAUGUAUUGCUCCAGAGGUGUCAGAUUCUGCAACAACUAUUUCUUCGCGGAUGCUUGUCUCUGAUAUUACUGAACUUGAGAAAAUUUGGCAUUAUCGGGAUCCAUCAGGCAAAGUUCAAGGACCAUUCUGCAUGUUGCAGCUGCGUAAGUGGGAUUCAAACGGUUUUUUCCCUGCUGAUUUAAGGGUAUGGAAGAUUACUGAAACUCCAGAUCAGUCCAUACUCUUGACUGAUGCAUUAAGGAAGCAGCAAUCUAGUGAGCCCGGGUCUCAUGUUGAGCGGCAUCUGAGUUUGCCGUCUUUUAAUGGUGGAGUUGAAUCUAAUGACAGGAAAGUUGAUUUUAGUGAACAAUUGAGUUGUAAAACUGAAGUCUCUUCUGUGGGUGAAAAGUCAAAUGAAGAAGGCAGCAAUAAAAACUCAGCUGCUGCUUCUGAUGCUAUUGAUCUGCCAAUGAAGGACUGCAAUAAUCUUCUAUUGUCUGAUUAUCAAGGGGGAAAUGGUCAAUCUGGGCUUGAUAUCAAAGCACGACUUAUCGAGAGUUUGUUUGACACUGAAGAACCUUGUUCAGUUGCUACUCCUAAUGGGUCAUCUGAAACAAUGCACCUUACCAAUUUUGAAUCUUCUCAUCCAUAUACUUCAUCAAAAUCUGAGAAUGUAGACUUGGAAUGUCAGGCUGUGAAAAGUCAACCUUCCAGUCCAAAUGCUGUCCAACAGGAUCUUCUAAAUUCAACGCCACAGUCCAACCUCGAGGAUUCGAAGAAUCUCACAUCAAAGAAUGAUAACCUGGUCACAUCUUCUGUAUCUAAAGACUUGGAUACUGGCUGUGGAACAAAAUCCAGUGCAACCCAGUUCUCUGAUCCACUAAGUGUUACGCCAAAGAUGGAAGUUAAGGAUGUGAAUGGUCAUGAUACUGAAAAUGAACAUCUGGCUGUCUCAGCUGGCCUUUGGCAUGAUUUAGGUACAGGUAGUUCUGUGUCUGGAGGAAUUGAUACCUCUAUUCUGCCAAUUGCUUCUGUAAAAAUGGAGAAUCAGUGCUCGAGGCCGCAUGCUGUAAAAAAUAAGAACUCUGUUUGUUCUGAAGUUCCUGGGCAAGUUUCUGAAGCAAUUUGGAGUACUAUUUCUAUUGAAACUGACCUAUCCAUUUUUCCCAGAAAUAAUUCAAAUAUGGAAGGCACAAAAGCACAUGCUGUUGAAAACAAACACGGUAAUGUGUCUGAGAACAAUUUUGGAACCAGCUGGAGUACAUCUGCUGGCAUUGUAUUUUCUAAUCUAACUAGCACAGCGACAAAGCUGGAAACUAAUAGCUUGGAGACUUCUGUAGAAAAUAAGACAUGUGGUGGUACAAAUCUACCUGGGCAUUCAGGAAAUGGGUGGAGUUGUAUGUCUGAAGGAAUAGAAUUAUCUGAUCUUCCUACUACCUCACUAAAGAUGGAUGAAGCUUCGAGAAAUCAAGUACUGGGAAAUAAAAAUUCUGAGAUUGUGAAUGUGUCUAGACAAGAUUCGUGUAUUUCUUGGAGCACUGCUUCCAGUUUAGUAGGUCAGGAAGUUCAUCUUCCAGAUGUUGCCAGUGAAUGGGAUGCAUUUUCUUCAGUGCAUACAAAAACUGUUGAUGAUUUCCACUCCGGCCUAGUCUCUGGAUCAUUAGAAGUUUCCGGUGACAUUGCAAACCCUACUUCUCAUAGUUGUCAGUUAACUAUUCCUCUUUGUGAUACAUCAAACUGGCAGCCCAUCGAACUUAGCACUUUAGGUGAUGAUUCUGUUUCUGAUCUUUUGUCCGAAGUUGAGGCGAUGGAGUCUCUAAGAGGCAUUUCAUUCCCAACUUCUAGAAUGAAUUGUGGACAAGACUCAAUUGACUCAGGAGAUGAUUGUUUUAGCCCUCUUGGAGGGCUGAGCCCUAAUCUCAAUCCUGGAAAGAAUGAUACUUUGACUUCCACAGCUGAUAUGCAUUUUCAUGUCCAUCCUAACAUCACUCAUCAAUCAGAUGGUUCUUUUACUAUUCACGAUCCGAGCACUUGCAUUCUCUCUACUGGAAGCUCUGCUAUGGAUCAAGUCAAGCCAGCCAUUGUGUCGAUGCCUCUCCAUAAUUUUUUUUCUGAAUCUCCAAUGUCUGUUGUGCUGCCACCAUUAGCAUCAUUACCUCCACCCCAACAGCCACCAAUGCCAUCACCAUCUCCGCAGCCUUUACCUCCACCACAACGGCCACCAAUGUCAUCACCAUCUCCGCAGCCAGCACCUCCACCACAACCACCAUUGUCAUCACCAUCUCCACAGCCACUACCUCCACUACAACAGCCACCAUUGUCAUCACCAUCUCCCCAGCCAUUACAUCCACCACAACAGCCACCUAUGUCAUCACCAUCUCAGCAGCCAUUACCUACACAACAGCCACCAAUGUCAUCACCAUCUCAGCAGUCAUUACCUACACCACAACAGCCACCAAUGUCAUCACCAUCUCCGCAGCCAACACCUCCACAACAGCCACCAAUGUCAUCACCAUCUCCACAGCCAUUAGCUCUAACUCAAAAGCCACCAAUGUCAUCACCAUCUCCACAGCCAUUGCCUCUACAACAACCACCCACAUCAUCACCAUCUCCGCAGCCACCCCCACUUGUAUCAUUACCAGCACCAUUCCCGCCUGCAUCAGUGUCAAUGUCAUCCCCAUCACAACCUCCAUCAAUACCUCUGCCUCUGCCUCCAUUAUCAUCAUCACCUCCUCCACCUCCAUCAAUACCAUUAACACCGCGACCAUCAAUAUCUUUUCCACCACCUCCAGUGUUGAUAACACCGCAGCUUCCGCCGUCAUCUCCAGCAUCAUUACCACCACCACCGCCACCACCACCCAAAGAAAAAUUGCCUUCUCCGCCACCCCAACCACCACCACCACCACAACCCAAAGAAAAAUUGCCUUCACCGCCACCUCAACCACCACCACCCUCACCCUCCACCUUGAGCCUAAACCGUCCAUUAAGUUCUCGCAAGGAGGGAGAGACGGGCCCUGCUCGUUCAAUGCAGCAUCAUACAAAAGUGGCUCGUCAUCAUCAACCUUCACACACUGCCUGCAUCAAAGUGACAGCUGCAGACUCGCGGAAACAGGGUUCAGAGAAAACUAGUACUGAUCAGGAAUUCUCUGUGCAUCCAAAUGGUAAAUUUUCUGCAACAGAUUCCAUUUUGGGAACGCCUAAUCUACAUUGGAACACUUCUGGCCCAGGGAUGGCUGCUGCUAGUGUGAACCCGCAUCGCAACAGUUCAGUGGGAAGUCAAGGUACCAGAGGUUCAAAUCAGACAUCGCCAAGAUAUAGUAGUAGUCAUAAUGUGGGGAGACACUCGGGUUCUAAAGACAGGAGUCACCACCAUCAUGGCGUGGAUUCAGGUUUUAGUAAGAGUAGGCCAACUUCAUGGAACAGACAGCCUUCUUUUGGCGGAGGGGGAGGAGGGUCUUCAAGGCCUCCUCCUAGAGGGCAGCGUGUUGUUUGUAAAUUUUAUGAAAGUGGGUAUUGCAAGAAGGGUGCAUCCUGUAAGUAUUUGCACCCUUCUUAAUUUGAAGAUACCCACAUUGAUUUGUAUCAAUUAAAAUUUAUGUAGAUUGUAAUUGUUGUAUACCAAUAUUUAUUCCAUAAAUUAAAGAUCGUGUAGAAGCGGAGAGAAUUAAGAAAAAAAAAAAAGAGGGUUUUUUUGGUAAAAAAUUAUUAUUUGUUGUUUAAAAAUUUUUGAUACUCAAAUGAAAUUACGAUUACACUCCCUUAAUUAAUGAAUAAAAAGAACAGAAAAACGAUCAUUUGUAAUAUC